This is a messenger RNA of Dicentrarchus labrax (European seabass), 3707 nucleotides long. RefSeq names its product NHL repeat-containing protein 3. The record is from RefSeq and is a predicted model, not a curated record. The transcript is spliced from 3 exons. Gene Ontology annotation, molecular function: translation repressor activity; protein binding; ubiquitin protein ligase activity. Bases 257 to 1312 code for a protein of 351 amino acids. Gene Ontology annotation, biological process: protein polyubiquitination; proteasome-mediated ubiquitin-dependent protein catabolic process; negative regulation of translation. NCBI's taxonomy places the organism in Eukaryota, Metazoa, Chordata, Actinopteri, Moronidae.
UGCUGUCUCAUUCGCUGUUUUGUUUUCGUUUGAGGAAGUGAAUUUGGUCAGUGGCUUUAAAAUUACAUACAAAUCACAGCAUUUUUAUUAUAUUUUACAGAACCUUAACAUAUAUCACAUUUACGUUGUGCUUGUUUGGGAGUAGACUGUUCAGCUAACGUUAGCUUGCCUUAGUGAGUGUCCUCUUACGCGUUGUUAAAAACAUUCGAGCCAACGUCACUGAACCUAUAUAACACGUCGCGCCAGCCAGCCGCUGAUGAAGAAGAGAGGCCAUACGUGUCUGAUAGCGUCCAGUAUGGUCUCUUUAGUCCUGCUCAUGAUGGUUCUGUACGGUAGCAUUGGCAGCCAGCCGUCGGGCAGCCACAGCCUCAGACAUGACUACCAGCUGCUGGGCAGACCCCUGUACAAACUGGAUCUGAGCUGGCCCAGGAACCCAGAGCUCUUCACUGGGGAGGUGUUUGGUGUGGCUGUCAACCAGUAUGCUGGAGUGGUAUAUGUGGCACAGAGAGGUGACAGUGUGCCCAAGGUGCUUGUGUUCACCACAGAUGGAGAUUUUCUCAUGUCCUGGAACACAACCACCCUGGAGAUGCCUCAUGGGAUAUUUUUAGCAGACGCUGCCUCGUCAAACCCCACUGUGUGGAUCACAGAUGUGGGGAAUGGCCCAUACGGCCACUGCAUCAAACAGUACUCACCAUCUGGGAAGCUCCUGCAGGUGCUUGGUACACCAGGGAAACCAGGCUCUGGGUUGAACCCUCUGCAGUUCGACCAGCCGGCUGAGAUCUUUGUCCAUGACUCUGGAGAGAUAUACAUCGUAGAUGGUGAUGGUGGGAUGAACAACCGCCUCAUCAAGCUGUCCAAAGACCAGGAAGUGUUGUGGAUGCAUGGAGAGAAAGGCUCAGGCCUGGCUCAGUUCUACAUCCCUCACAGCGUGACUGUGGACAGUGCCCAGAGGGUGUGGGUGGCCGACAGGGGCAAUAAGAGGAUCCAGGUUUUUAAUUCCAUUACCGGGGACUGGCUGGGGACAUGGGGGAGCUGCUUCACUGAGGACGCGCCUUACUCCGUCCGCCUCACCCCAGACAAGAAGUACUUUGUCGUUGUCCAGCUCAACACCAACCAGAUUUCCCUCCUGGAUGCCCCACCGGUGGGUUUGAUUGGCCAGUGCAGAGUGGUCAGUGUGAUCCAGCUGGCUGAGGAAAUGAAGCCCCACCUGGUAGACCUGGACCUGAAAACAGGGGCCUUGUAUGUGGCUGAGAUUGGAGCUCAGCAGGCCCAGAAGUUCACUCCCUUCAGUCUGGGUGGGAGUUUCCUGUAGAACCAUACUGGGCCUUAACUGAAGAACUGAAAUGGCAUGAUUGACCACAGACAAACAAAAUCAUAUCAUAAGCAUUACCAAGUAUUUAAAAGUGGAACCAAAAUGUGCACGGGUUAUGUAAUUCAGAGACAAAUCACAAAACAAUUCUCAGUACAGUGAACCUUACUAAAAAGAUAAGACGUCUAAGAUGUCUGAGGUAGACGUAGAAAUAGUAUUGUAACACUUUGUUUGAAUAGUCUGCCUACAGAUAACAUUUCACUGUUCUGCACAGAUUAUCUGUAGAAUAAAUGUGACAAUUCAUAAAUACCCAUACCCUAACAAGAUGUUGACUCCAGUGGUGUAAUAUCAGAAAACAGUGGUUGAAUCUCAACUAAUAAGCUGAUGAAAUGUUACAAAUUCUCUAUAAACUCUCCACAUGCGGACUAUCCAAAUAAAGUGUUACAUUUUAAAAUAAGCAUAAUGCCGUCUGGAUCCGGUUUUUUUUACAAAAUAAGGGACUGUCUGCAAAGUUACAAAAUGUUCAUACUAAACGCAGUUUCAAAACACAGAAAUAGACAGACGGACAGACAGACAGUAACAGCUCAUACGCAGUACAACAUAUUUCUUUUGUUUUCUUACAAUAUCUCUUAGCAAAGAAAGCAGGAUUAUUGUUUCUGUGGUGAACACAUGGGUAAUGAUUUUUUGUUUGUUAUUUGUGGUUUAUGAAGUUGUGUGCCAUUUGUAUUUUUCUUGACUUUGCACUGCUUGAAAAUAUAAGAGCUUCUCCGUGGCAGAGCUUUUCCCUUUCUUUACCCCAGACACUUUAAACUCUUUUGUGCUUUUGCCAGUUUAUGGCUGUUUUUAAAUACAAUUGUAUGAUUACACAUGUAUACAUAUGUAAAAGGCUAGAGCUGAACUGUUUUGCACUUGAGACUGACCGAUAUUAUCAGCUGAUAUUGGCCUGUUGCAGACAUAUUGGUAUUGGUAUAUAUGCUAUCCGAUAUGCACUGAUAUGACUUUUUUUUUCCUGAUAUAUAAUGCAGAAAAAAUUCUUGGGGUAAUAUAUUGAGAGUCCACUUUGAUUUGUAAUGCUGUGGGAAGCAACACAGAGUAAGACUUAUUUAACAUAUUAUUUAUUAAAGAACAUGUAACUUAAAGCUGCAUUAGGUAACUUUUUGUCAUAUUUGCUGAAACUUUCACUAUAUCCUGAAGUACAUGAGACAGAUAAUCUGUGAAAAAAUUAUUCCUCUGACUCCUCCUAGUGCUCUUAAUGGCAUUUUCAAUCGUUGAGAGGGCUUGACAAAAAACAUCCAAUCAGAGCUGAGAAAGAUAGAAACCCACCAUGUAUUCUGGUAGUUUAUUUCGGGGACUCUGUGUUGCCACUGUUGCGUCUCUGUAAAUAAUUUUCUAAGGAAAGCGGUCUAGAUCUGCUCUAUUUGAAAAGUGUCCUGAGAUAACUUUUAUUAUGAAUUAGCGCUAUACAAAUAAAAUUGAAUUGAAAUUAUUUUCUUUACAGUGUACAACCAGUUAUUGAGCAAUAAGUGACUGAGACUUUUGUUUUCAGGCACUGGUAUGCUUGUAACUACAAAGUGUAAAACUAAAUGGUUCCACCACUCAUCAAGUUCAGUUUACUCAUCUCGUGUGAAAAUAGAAUCUCAGCUUGGGCUCUGCCAGGCAGGGAUGUGCUGAUGAAAAGAUGCCAUUGCAUCAUGGGAAAUGUAGAAUUCAUCCUUUUAGGAGUUUGACCCAUUCUAGUGACUAAAAGUCAGAAUCUCUCUACUGCUUCAGUUAGGUCCUUUCUGUUUGUAAUCUAUAUAUAUAUCUGUAAUAUUUUAAAUAUAUCCAGGCAGUGGUUUGUUUUUGCCAAACUGUACUUUUUAGUUGUUCAGAAGUUGUAACCACCACUACCUUAUGAUUCCAAUACUCGGUGUGCAAAUAAUCUUUAUUUACAUUGUAAGUAUCUUUAACAAAGUUUCCUCAUGGUGAAUACUUACCUAACUGUCUUAAAGAUAGCACGUUAUGUUCUCGUGUCAUAUUUACUUUUAGGACUGUUACCCUAAAAUAACUAUUUCAUGAUAAUGACUUUAUUUUACUAUAAUAACUAAAUUAAGUUGUGAUCUGGAGAUAGCAGCAAUUAAGUAAAUCUACAACAAACAAUUAACAGACAAUUCUUUUUGUCCUAAUUGUAUCUAUAUAAUGCAGAGGGUGAUGCACUGUUUAUAAAAUGGUUAUAUUUUCAUCAUUUUCCAUGUGUACAAUGAAAUGUAGAUGCAUGCACUUCUUUGCAGACAGUGCAUUGCAUUAUAUUGUUUAGCUUAAAUUGGUGCAGUGAAAUGCAUUUUUUUUUGUCUUUAAGUCCAUACUUGCUGGGAAUCAAAAGGUGGAUGAUACUUAAAAAUAAAAUAAUUUAAUCAGA